Sycon ciliatum is the source of this 2644-nucleotide messenger RNA. RefSeq names its product protein FAM133B-like. The coding region runs from base 162 to 1262 and encodes 366 amino acids. The record is from RefSeq and is a predicted model, not a curated record. NCBI's taxonomy places the organism in Eukaryota, Metazoa, Porifera, Calcarea, Leucosolenida, Sycettidae. The transcript is spliced from 4 exons.
UUGUCCAUUUGGCCGAGUAGAGAGGUCGCGUUGUGCUGCAAGACGUAGUCCAAGGGCUUGUUUCAAGCUUUCUUGUCUCCGGAGAACAAUACUCGUACUCAAGAAGACCCGGAUCUUUCUCUCGUGCUGUCGGCUCACGAACGAGUAAAAUAUCCUGUAUUAUGGGUAAGCGUAAACACGCAGAUGCCGAGGAGGCCGACUUGGCCAUGGACAUAGUCGUAGCAGCACCGUCCGAGGGAGAGCCGAAGAAGAAGAAAAAGAAGAGCAAGAAGGCGAGAACGUGCGACACGCCCGAGGAAACGACAAUCGCAGACGCAGCGCCAGUGUAUGCUGAGGCCGACUCCACCGAAGGCAGCAAGAAAAAGAAGAAACAGAAGAAGGAGAAGAACGAGAAAGACUCUACCAGCGAGGAGGAAACUAGGGCCGCUGCAGAUGCUGCUACCGUCGAGGACAUGGACGUACCCGAACCGACGGCACCAAAGAAGAAGAAGAAAAAGAGCAAGCACGACACAGCUCAGGAAGUGACUGAAGCAACUUCAGAAGAGACUACAGAGACUGUCGAACAAGACACGGAGGACGCCACGGCCAGCGACAAGAAGAAAAAGAAGAAGAGUAAGAAGACCAAUGUUGACAAGGAGGACGAGGAGCAGACGGAGGCUGCCGAACGUGCCGAGAAAAAGUCCAAAAAGAAGAAGAAGACGAAAAGCAAGGAGCGCGCCAUGGAGGCUGAAUCUGACAGUGAGGAUGCCGGCAAGGAUUGUACGGUGCAAGAGGAGGACAAGACCAGUCACGGCGCACCGGAGAAGGCCGAGGAGCAAGUUCAGGACACAGCAUGGACUGCAGCUGAGUUCGAUGACACUGACCGAAAGGCCAAGUUCCUCAAGCUGAUGGGUGGCCAGAAACUGGCACCUGGCAAACCUGUUCUAUCACUCGGCGGUAAGAAAGCGUUCCGACCAUCCUUGACCGACCGUAUCAACUCCGCGAAAUCGUCAUCAUCGGCGCCGUCGACACUGACGCUGAAGGCUAACCCGAACGCUCCUCAAGUCUCUACCAAGAGCAGCUCCAAGUCAGUCGUGACGCACUUGGACUUGGCCAAGAAGGCGGUCAGCAAAGCGUCCACCGACAAGAUGAACACUGCGCUCGAGGACCAGUUCACCUCCGCGCUGCAUAUGCGGCAGCAGAUCAAGCAAGGCUUUGGCCUCGGCUUCAGCAACAAAAAGUUUGAAAUCGACGCAGGUGCCGUGAGGUCCAAGAAAUUCUGACCUGUGCCCCCAACAGCCGGCCAAGCACUGUUUCUCAACUUUCUCACCGUUGCUAGUGUUCUCCAUCGCACCACGCUGUCUGUUGAGAACCGUAGAGGUAUCUAUGCGAGGAACAUUAACGUAAAUAAUGUUGCUGGAGGCUGGAGGACCGUACAUGCUGGGCUCCGUCAGCGCUGUUUAAGUACCACCAUCCUCGGUUAGAGGUAUGCGUGUGUGUAAAUUACAAACGCACGAUGGUAUUGGUUCCGUCGACAGUUUAGGUCUGCCUUUACCUAGUGUGUUGCGAUGCGUGAGCAAGGCCACGCUUCCGUAUUGCCACCGCCGUACGGCUUGUUUCUCCGUAGCGAUGUGUGCUACAGUUUGUGCCCAUACUAUAGCACUUUAAAAAAACUAGCCUAUCUCUAUCUAUCCGAGUCAUAGGCUAGCUUCUUCUUCCUCAAGCCAGUCAUAUGACCAAGCUGUAGACCAGGAGUUGUUGAAUCUCCUGGAAGGAGUCUGUUUCUCCGUGUUGCGACCGACUGCGUGGCUGGGACCUCUCUCGCGAGUAUGUCCAGUCCGUCCAGCCUAGCCCGUUAGUCUCCAGGUGCUUGCGUAUGUGUGUGCGUGUGUGUGUUUGUACUUCAAUGUUCAUAAUGGCCGUGAACACAUGACUGCUGAUGACGUCGCCAUUUUCCCCCACCGGCUCUGAUCAUUCGACCUGGCACAUGCACUGUGUGACGGGAUCACAUGACCAAACCGGACAGUACCCAAUGCCUAUUUGAGUAACGUUGACUUGGUAUGGCCUUACAGCACUCUGUGGAAGUGGUUUGCUAUGGUUACCGGACGUUCAGGGCAGGCUCUGGUAACACUAGCGGUGGUGCUCAGGAGUGACCUGUGUGACUUUUUUCCCAAAUGCAAUCGGCAAGCCCUGCUCCACGCUUCUUUUAAAUGCAGCCGUUCUUGUUGUGUUGCAGUGUGCGUGCUAGCUGCUCUCUACUCAUGCCAGCUACUCAUAUCAGCAUUGUUUGCUUACUCCACACACACACGCACGGACACAUGUUGCACUCACUGGCAUACACCGACACCAACAAACUAUUCUGCUCGCACCCUUGGACGGGAAGUCCAAUUGGAUUCAGGAGUUUUUUUAUUAUUAUUAUCUCGGAAUCUAUUCAGACGUAACUUCACUUGCCUUCAAGGCCCUUCAUCUCACCAAACGCUGUUGGCUUGGCUGACUACGCAGUGCAUUCGUUCCUUUUUAGAGCGGCUUCUUUCGUGUAGUAUUUUAUCAUUUCAAACAGGCUAGAGAUAUCGGACCAUCGUCGAUCAUUUCGACUCGGUUUAUUUCUAUUGCCCGCCCAUCUGGUGGAAUUGUUUCUAUGACGACCUGGUGGUCAUGGUGUGUA